AUGGCUCUCUCUAGCGACCUUUUGGCCCUGACUAUGGACGAUGCGGGCACGCCAGUCUCCAAGCCUCUUGUCACAGCGCCUCGGGCAGACGAGCGACCGACAGUAGCAGACCGCAACUUGAUCUCGGAUUUGGAGGACAAGACGAAGAUGGAACCGCCAUCAAAAAGCACAGGCUUCGACCCCGCCUUGAGUCGCAUUUACCGGCAUUACCCAGGCCCUACCUUGAUCCUGAACGAGGAUUUAUGCGUCGUCGAGGCUUCAGACAGUCAUCGUACCUUCUCUGGUCAACCUCGGGAGGAUCUGUUAGGCACUUGUGUCUGCGAUCUUCCAGUCCACACCAUCCCUGCGCCGGACAUUCCUGCUCUAUACGGAGCGUUGCGUGCAGCUAUCAGCUCAAAAGAGGUUCAAGUCAUGGAGGGAAUACACGUCAAAAACAAGAAUACGACUUAUCAGCUUCGUAUUACGCCAAUCUUCGAAAAUUCAUCGUUGAUCUACGUCGUAUUAGAGGCUCAAAAAACGUCAAAAGAUCACUGGGUCGCGACCGAUGAACAACACGCCUACACGAACGAAACUUACAAAAUCUUGGUGGACACAGUGAAGGAUUACGCUAUCUUUAUGCUCGACACCCGGGGCAUCAUCACGACGUGGAAUCCUGGCGCGGCAAUCUUGAAAAAGUAUUCUCCCUCGGAAAUUAUCGGCAAGCACUUCUCCAUUUUCUACAGCCCUGAGGAUCGUGAUAAUGGUAAGCCAGGCAGAGGUCUGGCACGGGCUUUACAGGAAGGACGGAUGGAAGAUGAGGGCUGGAGGUAUCGAAAAGAUGGAUCGCGUUUCUGGGCUAAUGUGAUGAUCACGCCUAUCUAUCAGUUUGGUCGUCACGUCGGCUUUGUGAAGGUCACGCGUGACCUGACGGAGCGGAAAGCUGCCGAGGCGCGCAUGGUAGCGGCCUUUGAGGAGUCAGCGAAGAUGAAAACAGAUUUUUUGGCAAAUAUGAGCCAUGAGAUACGGACUCCCAUGAACGGCAUGCAGCUCGCGCUUGCGAUGAUGAAGGAUACCGAACUCACCGACCAACAACUGGAAUACGCUUCGAUCAUUGAGGACUCGACCUCGAUUUUGCUUCAGAUCAUCAACGAUGUGCUCGACUACUCGAAGCUGUCAUCUGGGUCUUUUUCUCUUCACUCCGAUGUCGUGGAUAUCAAGAGCAUUCUUGAUGCUGUCAUGCGCAACUGCAGGUCUCUUUUGAAACCUGGAGUGGAGUUAACUUGCUCGAUUCCACCGGACUUACCCAAAGCUGUGCGUGGUGACCCUUUACGCUAUCGUCAGGUCGUUCAAAACAUGCUCGGAAACGCGGUGAAGUUCACGGAGUCGGGCUAUAUUCGACUUUCCACUACUUUCGCACCUUCUGAAUCGGAUCCUCAGGCAUACACGGUCACGACAGAGCUUGCCGAUUCUGGUGUUGGAAUUCCUGAAUGUGCUCUCAAUACCCUCUUCACACCUUUUUCGCGAUUUGCCGAUUCCACAGGCCAACAGUACCAGGGUACUGGCCUUGGUCUUUCGAUUUGCAAGAGUUUGGCGGAGCUUAUGGACGGCGCGGUGGGCUAUAGGCCUGGUCCACAAGGCAAAGGCAGUGUCUUUUGGUUCACAGCCAGAAUGGGUCACAUCAACACAGGCUUUUCAGCGAAGCAGCCUGCCAUGCCUUCAACCGAUGACCCAAAAAUCCUUAUGAACAGAGUGCGGGAAAUUGCGCCGCGCAAGCAUAUUCUACUUGUUGAGGAUAACCUCGUCAACCACAUGGUAAUGCUCAAGCUUCUUCAAACUCUCGGUUUCGAGCGCAUCGAUGUAGCCUGGGAUGGGGCGGAAGCCGUUCGGCAAGUUAAGCAAACGCCUCUGUCAUACAAUGUGGUUCUGAUGGACAUCAGCAUGCCAGUGCUUAACGGUUUGGAAGCGACAUCGCAAAUCAGAAGCAUGGGUAUCGACGUGCCUAUCAUUGCUCUUACGGCAAACGCGUUGAAGGGAGAUAUGGAGACGUAUCUUGCUAAGGGGAUGAAUGAUUACAUCGGGAAGCCGAUUCACCGCGACCAGUUACUUCAAGUUCUGUGGAAGUGGAUGGGGCCUUGA
Penicillium maclennaniae is the source of this 2115-nucleotide messenger RNA. RefSeq lists its product as uncharacterized. The coding region runs from base 1 to 2115 and encodes 704 amino acids. The record is from RefSeq and is a predicted model, not a curated record. Gene Ontology annotation, molecular function: phosphorelay sensor kinase activity. NCBI's taxonomy places the organism in Eukaryota, Fungi, Ascomycota, Eurotiomycetes, Eurotiales, Aspergillaceae. The transcript has a single exon. Gene Ontology annotation, biological process: phosphorylation; phosphorelay signal transduction system; regulation of DNA-templated transcription.